Notodromas monacha is the source of this 1214-nucleotide messenger RNA. The record is from the annotation of a GenBank genome assembly. Lineage: Eukaryota; Metazoa; Arthropoda; Ostracoda; Podocopida; Cyprididae.
AUGGCGCCCUCGUGGAGUUCGACAGCGACGUCAUCGUCGUCGUCAGCAACAGCUGCAGGUGUCGACAGCAGCGACAGUGGGAGGAUGAGAACGACGAGCACUUUGACUAUCACUCAGGCUCGUCACUCAGACGCUGGGAAUUACACUUGCGCCGCGAGGAACGCGAAAUCCAGCUCCGUCACCGUCUUCGUGUCCGAACAAGGAGACACGCAAGCGUCGAUGGAGCGACGAAGCAACUCUGGAAACAUGCUUCGAGCUUCACUCCUCUGGUGCAUUGGAUCGAUAAAGAUCAUCAACCUGCUGAUCUCCCGUAUUGUUCCGAGAUGAGCACAAUGGCCAGUUUCAAGCACUUCGCGUGUGGCUCUUUUUUCUAUGCAAAUUUUUGUCACCGGACACUGGAUCGCGACGAUGAACAAAGACGUCGCUGUUGAGAACCGAAGUGGAAACAAGAAGCAAGGCUGGGAACAAAGCCGUUCCGCGCUGAACGAUCGAAGUUCUUGCACUGCUUUCGAACAAAAAAAUUCAAACUUGGAUGUAAUGGGUUUUUAGUUAAGGAAGAAGGUUUCAAAAUUGUUACGCUUUAAUGUACUCUCCUGAAUAACUCAUAAUGCAUUUGCAAUACGAUAAAGAUUAAUUGAAUGUCUAUUAUUCGAUCAAUACAUAUGAUCAUUCAAGAGUUUAGAAGUGUGCGUUUGGUUUGUAAAUAAUAACAUCAGAUGGAAUCGAUUCAAAAAUUGCUCACUAAAAGUGCAACGGAAGAAAUUCUGAUAUGAGAAAAUUCCUUUUCACUUAUGUAGUGGAAUAAAGCUGUAAUCCGUCUAUAUUUCAAUUUUAGAAUAUUUCAACUGCUAUAGAUGAAUUCGAUCAAAGGUCCAGCAGAACAUCGUUCGACUUCGCUGAUGUAACAAACGCAGAAGUUUCUAUUAAAUAAUGAUGCAUUACACUGAAAAGAAACUGUGUAAAAUUCUGAAUUUUAAAAUUGCGCUGUGAAAUUGUUGCUGUUUGUGUGGCUCGAGAUUUUGGUAGUCGGAAGAAUUGGGGUCGUGUGCUGGGGGUUUUUCUUUCUUCUCAGCGAAAAAAUUCUUGCUGCAAAAGUGUGUUGAUGCUGGGUGUUAUUGAAAUUGUAUCGGAAGAAAUUCGGAUGGGGUGCUUUUUUAACCCAAGAAACGAUUUUGGUGCAUGAUGGAAGUGAAUUAAAGAUUGUUUUUUGAAAA